UCAUACGAUUUCAAAAUGGCGGAGGUUACGGAACAAAAGCCAGGGGCAACAAUGGAAAGAGACUUCAGUACUAUCAUUUUGACUCUAGAAAAUGUGUUAAUUCCAGACGAAAAACUAUCCCCGACCCCUUCUUUGUUAGAUGGACUGGAUUUAGACACCGAAACGGAUCUCAGAAUCCUAGGAUGUGAACUUAUUCAGACGGCCGGAAUUUUGCUCAAACUUCCACAGGUUGCAAUGGCUACUGGACAGGUCUUGUUUCAGAGGUUCUACUAUUCCAAAUCUUUCGUCAAACACAACAUGGAGGUGCUUGCUAUGGCAUGCAUCAAUUUAGCCUCGAAGAUAGAAGAAUGCCCAAGAAGAAUAAGAGAUGUAAUCAACACAUUCCACCACGUCAAACAAAUAAGAAAUAAAAAGAAUAUCCAUCCCCUUGUUUUGGAUCAAAACUACAUCAAUUUGAAGAACCAAGUGAUCAAAGCUGAGAGAAGAGUCCUAAAGGAGCUUGGAUUCUGUGUACAUGUCAAACAUCCUCACAAGGUGAUUGUGAUGUUCUUACAAGUGCUGGAUGCAAACCAGAACCAAAAACUGGUUCAGUGUGCAUGGAACUACAUGAAUGACAGUUUCCGGACGGACGUGUUUGUGCGUUGGCAUCCUGAGACCAUAGCCUGUGCUUGUAUUUGGCUGGCUGCAAGGCAACUCCAGGUGCCCCUGCCUAACAGUCCACCUUGGUUCGAAUUGUUUGGUGUUGAUGAAGAUGAAAUCAAAGAGAUCUGUCUAACAAUCCUCAGACUGUAUGCCAGGAAAAAGCCCAACCCAGAAGCCCUGGAGAAGAGGGUGACAGCUGCCCGCAAUCUACAACUAGAGGCAAAGAAGAAAGCUCGGGGUCUGUUCUCUGAGGCUGACACUCCAACUUCUUUCUCCAGAAAUGGGUCACCCAAGAAUGUUAGCCCCAACCCCCACACCCUGAUAGGAGAACUGAAGAAACGCAUCAAGAAGGAGGAAGAGGAAAGAAAUGAGAAGUCAAAGAAGCGAAGAACGAGAAGUAGAUCAAGGUCAUCUCAUUCCAGUAGAAGCUACAGCCCUGCACCAAAAAAGCGGAAACACAGAUCUCCUGAGGGCGGAUCUCGCAAGGUCAAGAAGGAGAAAUACUCUCCAGAGAGGCGCUCCAAAGACUCGCACAAAUCGAGGAAACGUCGACACAGAUCGCGAAGCCGAAGCUACUCUUAUUCCCCAGCGGAGGAUUACAAAUCAGGACACAAGAAACGUGCAAAAGACAGAAGCUAUGAUUACAAGGAUAGAGAUUAUAAGGAAAAUAAAGACAGAUAUUACUCUCCAGACAGGCACACUCGGAAACAUCACCGGAACGGACACUCGAGUCCAUCGCGGCUUGAUAAAUAUGAGAAGUAUCGAAGAUGAUGUUGGUUUUCAUGUUUAGUUGCUGGUGCCUUAAAACUUUUUAAGUGUCAUUUUAAUCAUGGCUAAAUGAAGUGUCUGUAUUUAUGUGUUCAGGAAAUGAUUUCAAGCAUAUAAUGAAUUGCGGGUAUUUCUAAUUUACUUCCAAGUUGUAUUUUAAUGUCAGUUUGUAGGGAUGUGAUAUCUCAUGGCUGCAUGGCUAAAAAUACUAAACUGAUUUAAGAAAUUUGACUGGUUGCCCAAGGGUGUUACUUUAACAUAUGUUUGUAUUGGCACUCUAGUUUGCUUCAAAUUAAGUUAGGAGAGACCACAAAAGCGCAUCUGAGAAGCCAGUUUUGCUCAAGUUCUGUGACGGUGCUCCAUUUGGGACCUGAAGCUCCGCCCAACCCAAUCGCCAAAAUGGUUUUAGCAGUUAAUCUGCCAGGUCAAUCACAUCCCUGUUUAUUUGUGUUGGAAAAAAAAUGGGAAGAGCAAUUUGUCAAUUUUACUUGUGUAUACAUCGAUCAUGAUUUUCAUCUACAAGUCAUUUUUAUAAUGUAAUUAUGGAGAGAAAAAUUAAUUAGAAUAAAAAAGGUGGAUAAUAGUGUUGAAAUAAAAAGAUAAUUGGAAAUGUCAUCGUAGACAAACUAUUUCUCUUUCACUUGUUGAAAUUAUUGUAUGAUGAAUGUGUACAUAGUGAAGGUCUGUGAUACAGAAAUUGAUGUGUAUGACUUUAAUAAAGUUUCUGUGUUUAAGUGCUGCACAUGGAUGUUGUGUUAACUGAAUGUCUGGGUAUCUUGGAAGAUGCAUAUUCUGAAUGUUGAUUCAAAAGCUUUAUUGUAUAGUUUGUUUUAUUUGUAAGUAUAACACCUAGAUGGUUAAAUAUUUAAAUCAUGUGUAUAUGAAAUGUACAAAUAUUUUGCUAUUUGAAAAAGUAUGAAAUAAAAAAAAUACUUUGUAUAUAGUGAUAUAAAAAAAUAAAAUAAAAACAUGCCAAGUUCACAAAA
Mya arenaria is the source of this 2396-nucleotide messenger RNA. Its product is annotated as cyclin-L1-like. Bases 16 to 1413 code for a protein of 465 amino acids. Gene Ontology annotation, biological process: regulation of transcription by RNA polymerase II. Gene Ontology annotation, cellular component: nucleus. NCBI's taxonomy places the organism in Eukaryota, Metazoa, Mollusca, Bivalvia, Myida, Myidae. Gene Ontology annotation, molecular function: cyclin-dependent protein serine/threonine kinase regulator activity. The transcript has 11 exons. The record is from RefSeq and is a predicted model, not a curated record.